AUGUCUUCGUCUUGCUUGGAGGAAGUAGCAAGCUCUAGUUCUGAUAGGUACCCUUCGAUAUCAAGCCUAUCGCAUGCCAUGGUUCAAGAGAGACACGACCAGAUGAUCAGGGAAAGGCAGGAGGGCUCGAGGCACGUUGAUCAUCGGAGAAGAGAGCAGAGAGCUGGUGAUGAUCAUGAUCAAAUUCAAGCAGGAGGAGGGACUAAAUUUGUUGUAAUGGUUGCAAUGGAGAAGUGUUCUUAUGAUCCGAAGGAGGAUUUCAGGGAGUCCAUGGCGGUGAUGAUAGUGGCAAACCGGAUAGAAGAGCCUAAGGAUCUUCAUAGCCUCUUGAAUUAUUAUGUUUCAAUGAAUUCGGAUGAGCAUCGUGGGCUUAUACUCGAGGUGAUUCAUUAA
Messenger RNA from Pyrus x bretschneideri (Chinese white pear), 393 nucleotides. RefSeq names its product probable transcription repressor OFP9. The transcript has a single exon. Gene Ontology annotation, biological process: negative regulation of DNA-templated transcription. The record is from RefSeq and is a predicted model, not a curated record. Bases 1 to 393 code for a protein of 130 amino acids. Lineage: Eukaryota; Viridiplantae; Streptophyta; Magnoliopsida; Rosales; Rosaceae.